AUGGAAGUGGAGAGUACUGAUGCUCGUUCAUCUUCGGAGGAUGUAGGUAAAGAAAAUUCUCGGGGUUCAAAACCGAAUGGAAGUAAUAAUACUGUUGAUGUUGACACGGGAAAUUCUGAUUCUUUGAACGUUUCAGAGAACACCCAAAUGCCAAAUACCGAAGUUGGGAAUACUGAAACCAACAAUGAUAACUCGAGCAGCGCAGAGGUUAUUGAUGAAGGGACAAACAUCUCUGCACUUCAAGGACAUGAGAGGGUCGUUAUCGAAAUCGUUAAGGAGACUGAGACUUCGAUUGUUGUUGUUUCAGUGACUGACGAAGCUGAGCCGCGGGCAGAAGAGACUGAGGAAGAUGUCAACAUGUCUGUAGAAGUUUCUCCAGUAAUUGAGAAUCGUAUAGUGGUGCAUGAAUACCCAAGUGCAGGAAUUGAUUUUUAUCCUCCAUUUGACGCAUCAUUCCCGUAUCACCAACUAGUUGGUGGAUUCAGUGUUCCUAUUGGAUAUGCCGAAAAUGGUGACUUCCAGCAGAGUGAUUAUGAUUAUCAUUACUCCUCCAGCUCUUCUGAUGAAGAUUCCAAAGCUUUUGUAGCCAAAUCGCAAGCUAAGAUGAACCAUGCUAAGAGAGCAAAGCCUAGCACACCCCUUAAUGACCAGAGAUUCACUUAUAAUGAGCUUAUGAAGAGAAAAGCCGAGGAUGAUAAAAUAGAUGAUCGUCAGCAUAGAAGGGACCAAAUCCGACGUAGAGUGCUAGCGACUGAGGAGAAUCUUCGAUCUCAAGAUGAUGGUGUACCUUCCGACUCUGAUGCUUCAGAAAAUGAACCCGUGUGGGUUCCACGGGAUCGCAAGAUUAAGCCAAACCGGCGUAACAGAGAGAUUGCGAAACAAGUCGAAGCUGACUGGGACUCAAGCGAUCCUGAUAUUCACCCAGACUUCGUCAAUGGCCCCGACAAUGAUUCCGACGAAGAAGAGGAUUAUGAGAAAGACGAUGAUGAUGACUCUGACAGAUCUGAUGAUUCCGAUGAAUCUGACGAUUAG
Molecule: messenger RNA, 1032 nt
Organism: Papaver somniferum (opium poppy)
Lineage: Eukaryota; Viridiplantae; Streptophyta; Magnoliopsida; Ranunculales; Papaveraceae
Exons: 3
Coding region: 1-1032 (343 amino acids)
Source: RefSeq, a predicted model, not a curated record